This is a messenger RNA of Cariama cristata (Red-legged seriema), 531 nucleotides long. Its product is annotated as neuroligin-2-like. Gene Ontology annotation, cellular component: postsynaptic specialization membrane; cell surface; synapse. The transcript has a single exon. Gene Ontology annotation, molecular function: signaling receptor activity; neurexin family protein binding. Lineage: Eukaryota; Metazoa; Chordata; Aves; Cariamiformes; Cariamidae. Gene Ontology annotation, biological process: presynaptic membrane assembly; chemical synaptic transmission; postsynaptic membrane assembly. The record is from RefSeq and is a predicted model, not a curated record. The annotation marks the transcript as partial.
AUGCAACAGGGGGAGUUCCUCAACUACGACAUCCUCAUCGGCGUCAACCAAGGCGAGGGCUUGAAGUUCGUGGAGGACUCGUUGGAGAGCGAGGACGGUAUCUCCGCCUCUUACUUUGACUUCACCGUCUCCAACUUUGUGGACAACCUCUACGGUUACCCCGAGGGGAAGGACAUCCUACGGGAAACCAUCAAGUUCAUGUACACGGAUUGGGCCGAUCGGGACAACGGGGAGAUGAGACGUAAAACCUUAUUGGCUCUUUUCACCGACCAUCAAUGGGUGGCCCCGGCGGUGGCCACGGCCAAACUCCACGCCGAAUAUCAGUCACCCGUCUGCUUCUACACCUUCUGCCACCACUGCCAGACGGACGCGAGGCCCGAGUGGGCGGACGCGGCCCACGGGGAUGAGAUCCCCUACGUCUUCGGGGUGCCCAUGGUUGGUGCCACCGACCUCUUCCCUUGCAACUUCUCCAAGAACGACGUGAUGCUCAGCGCCGUCGUCAUGACCUACUGGACCAACUUUGCCAAAACC